This is a messenger RNA of Exophiala mesophila, 1677 nucleotides long. RefSeq lists its product as uncharacterized. Bases 265 to 1503 code for a protein of 412 amino acids. Lineage: Eukaryota; Fungi; Ascomycota; Eurotiomycetes; Chaetothyriales; Herpotrichiellaceae. The transcript has 4 exons. The record is from RefSeq and is a predicted model, not a curated record.
CUCUGCCUAACUAUGGUCUUUUGAUAUCAGUCUUUCCAGUUUAGACCAGCCAGAAAUCUCAAGUGCGACAUCUGCAGGAUCAAGCAGUGGCUGCCAUACCAUGAGAAGAGUGACUCGCCACUGACCAAGAGAGUUCAUCACUCUCUAUCUCCUCUGUUGAAGGACGACCAAGGCAUCCAUCUACGACUACUGCGAAGGGAUAAGAAACGCAGAAUUCAUCUACCUUCAAUCGAGACCACAUCACUGUCCCGCGCCACUUGAACGAUGGCAGAGAUUCUUCCAAAAUGGCAAGACAAGCCCCAAGUUGUGAAUAAAGCAUCAACGCCAACACUGCGUCAAGUGUUCAAGAGUCCUUGGAAACUUAUGGUUUUUGGUCUCGGAUGUCUCGUCUCUUUACACCUUUUCUCUCGGAUGCUCAGUGGCUCUAUCAUCCGCAGAAGCACCGAGAUGUCGGCCCAAAGUAUGCCUAGUGACAGUCUUCACGAUAUCUACAACAGCACACUCGGGUUUCAAAAGGUUUUCGCUAUUGGGUUUGCCGAACGGACCGACAAGCGAGAUGCAAAAACUCUUGCAUCAUCAUUUACAGAUAUUGACAUCGAAUGGCUUCCUGCAGUAUCCUUCGAACAAGUCUCUCCCAAGGCAGCCCCUCCCACUUGGGAUUUCAAUCGACAGGCCAAAGGUGCACUUGGUUGUUGGAGAGCUCAUAUGAACGCGUUAGAGCACAUCGUACGCCACCGGAUACAAACAGCCUUGAUAAUGGAAGAUGAUGCCGACUGGGAUGUCAGCCUGAAAGACCAGCUACUGGAGUUUGCCACCGGCACACGAGCACUUCAACACCUACCACCCAACUCGCCUUCCUCCUCUGCCUAUGGCAGCGAGUGGGAUUUCUUAUGGCUUGGCCACUGCCGAGUUGGCUCCACUGACGAUGAUCAAGAAUUCUGGGUUAUCGACGAUGACAGUACUUCACCACCGGUUAAACAUCGAUGGGCCGGGUGGACAAACCGACAUUUCCCUGACGAGGUUCGUAGAGAUGGCACUCGUGUUAUUCUCAACGCGGCUGGAGGAGGUAUGUGCUUAUAUAGUUACGCUGUGACUUACGAAACAGCCCGCAAAAUUCUCGCUUCCGUCUCGCUAACGUCGAUUGACUCCCCGGUUGAUGCCAGCCUAAGUGAGAUGUGUCGAGGCAAGCUUGGUAACCCACUCAGAUGCUAUGCACCCUAUCCACCCUUACUUGCCAGCCAUCGCGCGGCCGGCCCACAGUUCCGCGAUUCGGACUUGAAUGAGAAAGGAGAUAAAUGGCACAAGGCUUAUACGUGGGACAUCGUGUAUAGCACGGUUCUCAACAUUCCGAGGCUCGUUAAAGGAAUGGCUACAGUCAACGCACAGUGGCCAGAUCACUCACGUCCGGAGAUCCUUUGGAAUUCGUCUUUGAGAGCAAGUUCAAAAGGCUACCUCAAGACAAUCGCUGUUUCCAAUUCCACAACAUCUCCAAAUGAACCCUAGAUUGGAAGACACAAAAGAAUACUAGAUAUUAAAUCCCAUUAGGGAAUUAUUUCGAUUGAUGGUGUAGUGGCGCUCGUACAGUCUUGCUGUUCUUGUUAAACCUUGUACGAUUGUGAAUGCAUGGUAUGGUGCUUGGAGUGGUCUGAACCGGUCUAGGAAAGCUAGAUAGAGAAG